AUGUCAUCGACAACCUCUCCCCCACAACCCCAAAUUAUCAAAGCAACGCCCGUCCACAUCAGCCGUAUACAAACUAUGGUAACCGCAGCAUUCACAAAGUACAUCGAGCGAAUUGGAAAGCCCCCGGCUCCAAUGCUGGCCAAAUACACCGAGAUCAUUCAGACCCACGAAGUCUACGUCCUCCAAGACAAUAGCACCAUAGAAGGCUCUAUCAUACUCAAGGCAAACAACGAAUCAAAUACUCUAGAAGUCGGCAGCCUAGUCGUGGACCCUGCGGCACAGGGACGAGGGUACGGACGACUUCUUAUGGAGUUUGCGGAGGAGAGAGCGCGAGCGCAGAGACGACGGGCAUUGACGCUCUAUACGAACAUCAAGAUGUGGGAGAAUCUGGGCCUUUAUCGGAAACUGGGAUUUGUGGAGGUAGGGAGGAGGGUGCAGGAUGGGUAUGAGAGGGUUUUCUUUGAGAAGGAUAUUUCCAAAAACUAG
Messenger RNA from Aspergillus calidoustus, 486 nucleotides. Lineage: Eukaryota; Fungi; Ascomycota; Eurotiomycetes; Eurotiales; Aspergillaceae. The record is from the annotation of a GenBank genome assembly.